GCCGUGCGGCGAGGCCGCUGGCGGGACCCGAGCUGCGGUGCUGGCUGCUGGAGUGACCUAUCCUGUUGGUGUGGGUACGCUUCGUGGCAAUGGCUUCUUUCGUGACGGAAGUCUUGGCCCACUCGGGGAGCCUGGAGAAGGAGGAUCUGGGCACCAGGAUCAGCCGUCUGACCCGGCGGGUGGAGGAGAUCAAGGGCGAGGUGUGCAAUAUGAUCAGCAAGAAGUACAGUGAAUUCCUGCCUACCAUGCAGAGCGCACAGGCCCUCGUCACCCAGGUGGACACUCUAUCCAAUGACAUCGACCAGCUGAAAUCCAGGAUAGAGACCGAGGUCUGUCGGGAUCUUCACAUAUCAACUGUUGAGUUUACGAACUUGAAGCAGCGGCUGGAAAGAGACUCUGUCGUCCUAAGUUUGCUCAAACAGCUGCAAGAGUUUUCUUCUGCUAUUGAAGAGUAUAACGGUGCACUGGCAGAGAAGAAAUACAUCCCUGCUGCCCGGCUCCUGGAGGAGGCACAGGAAUGCUUGAAGUUAUUAAAAUCAAAAAAAUGCUUUGACUUAAAAAUGUUGAAGUCUCUCAGCAUGGAGCUCACGGUACAGAAGCAGAACAUCCUUUACCACCUGGGAGAAGACUGGCAGAAGCUGGUUGUAUGGAAGUUCCCGCCAUCAAAAGAUACCAGCAGCUUAGAAUCUUGUCUACAAACAGAACUUCAUUUGUGCACUGAGCAGCCCGAGAAAGAGGAGAUGACUCCUCUGCCAUCCAUCAGCUCUGUCCUCUUGGCGUUUUCUAUUCUUGGAGAAUUACCCACCAAGCUGAAGUCAUUUGGUCAGAUGCUGCUGAAGUAUAUACUUAAGCCUCUGGUGACUUGCCCGUCGCUCCAUGCUGUGAUUGAAAGGCAGCCGAAUUCAGUUAGCAUUUGUUUCCAGUCUCUGACGACGGACUCAGAACAUCCACCACCACCCGAAGCUUUUGCAAAGAUCCAGUUGGUAUUGGAAGUGCUCCAGAAACAGCUUCUAGAUUUGCCUCUUGAUGCUGACCUAGAAAUUGGAAAAGUCCCUGAGAUCGUGUUGGUUGAGAUGCUUGGUGAGGUGAUCUGGGAGGACCUGUCCGAUUGCCUCAUCAGAAACUGCUUGGUUUACUCUAUUCCCACCAAUAGCAGCAAGCUACAGCAAUAUGAGGAGAUCAUACAGUCCACAGAGGAAUUUGAAAAGUCCCUAAAGGAGAUGAGAUUUUUAAAAGGAGAUACUACUGACUUGCUGAAAUAUGCUCGCAAUAUCAAUUCUCAUUUUGCUAAUAAGAAGUGCCAGGAUGUGAUUGUGGCGGCUAGACAUCUAAUGACCUCCGAAAUUCACAACACCGUGAAGAUUGGUCCUGAUUGUGAGGAAACCCUACCAGACUUGCCCAGUCCUGAUGCCGACCACAGGCUACAAGUGCAAGUGUGCAAAGUGCAGUUCACCGAUGCCGGACACUUAGAGCCUGAGACUUCGCUGGACCCUCGGUCCUUCUCUUUACCCACGUGCCGCAUCAGUGAGGCUGUGAAGAAGUUAAUGGAGCUCGCUUAUCAGACUUUACUUGAGGCAACAACAAGUAGCGACCAAUGUGCUGUCCAGCUUUUUUACUCAGUGAGAAAUAUCUUCCAUUUGUUCCAUGAUGUGGUGCCCACAUACCACAAGGAGAACCUUCAGAAGCUUCCCCAGUUGGCUGCCAUUCACCAUAACAACUGCAUGUAUAUUGCUCACCACUUGCUGACCCUCGGCCAUCAGUUCAGAUCUCGGCUCACCCCCAUUCUUUGUGAUGGCACGACCACUUUUGUGGACCUUGUGCCUGGCUUCAGAAGACUUGGGACGGAGUGUUUUUUGGCCCAGAUGCGGACCCAGAAAGGAGAACUUCUGGAGAGAUUAUCAAGUGCUAGGAGCUUUGCAAACAUGGAUGAUGAAGAGAAUUAUUCUGCAGCAAGCAAGGCAGUGAGGCAGGUGCUGCACCAGCUGAAGAGACUUGGGAUCGUGUGGCAGGAUGUCCUGCCGGUGAACAUAUACUGCAAGGCUAUGGGGACCUUGUUGAACACCGUGAUUGCUGAGAUGAUUGGCAGGAUCACUGCUCUAGAGGACAUCUCGACUGAAGAUGGCGAUAGAUUGUAUUCCCUGUGCAAAACAGUGAUGGAUGAAGGGCCACAAGUAUUUGCACCUCUGUCUGAUGAAAACAAAAACAAGAAAUACCAAGAAGAGGUUCCGGUCUAUGUGUCCAAGUGGAUGCCUUUCAAAGAACUCAUGAUAAUGCUACAAGCUAGCUUGCAGGAAAUCGGAGAUAGGUGGGCAGAUGGAAAAGGGCCCCUGGCAACUGCAUUCCCUUCCAGCGAAGUAAAAGCUUUAAUUCGUGCCUUGUUCCAGAACACAGAAAGAAGAGCGGCUGCCCUUGCUAAGAUUAAAUAGCUCCCCCUUCCUCCUUUGGUAUGAUUAUUUCCUUCCAAACGUCUUGGAAUUACUCAUUGGUGUUGGUGAACCAAUACAUCAUGGAAGUAUGACUUCACAUAAGGACAUCCUGGCCUGGAUGAAGGCUUCCUGACCUGGACAUUAAGAUGGUCAGUUUAAGCAAAGCACUGGGUUCCUUGACUGUUGCUGCUAUCCCUUGUCAAGUGUGAAUCUGCUCCCCAGUGUGAUUUGCUCCCUGGCCCUCUUGAGAGUUGUAAACUUGAUAAUUUUAGACCCUGGCUUUGGACAUUCCAAAGUUAGGGUUCAGAAUUUGUAAAAUACUUUUCUUUUUUGAGGGUGGUGGGUAUUAGGGGCACAUUACUUGGUCUUACAAGAAUUCGGGAAACCUCUUAUAAUAUUUCUUUCCAGUAAAUAAUGCCUUUCAGAGUUCA
This is a messenger RNA of Rattus rattus (black rat), 2857 nucleotides long. RefSeq names its product zw10 kinetochore protein (gene Zw10). NCBI's taxonomy places the organism in Eukaryota, Metazoa, Chordata, Mammalia, Rodentia, Muridae. The record is from RefSeq and is a predicted model, not a curated record. Gene Ontology annotation, cellular component: nucleus; RZZ complex; chromosome, centromeric region. Bases 90 to 2426 code for a protein of 778 amino acids. The transcript is spliced from 16 exons. Gene Ontology annotation, biological process: mitotic spindle assembly checkpoint signaling; mitotic cell cycle; endoplasmic reticulum to Golgi vesicle-mediated transport.